Molecule: messenger RNA, 668 nt
Organism: Cucurbita moschata (crookneck pumpkin)
Lineage: Eukaryota; Viridiplantae; Streptophyta; Magnoliopsida; Cucurbitales; Cucurbitaceae
Exons: 1
Coding region: 20-454 (144 amino acids)
Source: RefSeq, a predicted model, not a curated record
UUCACAUAAAUCCCAAAUUAUGGCCGAAGAAUUUCAGGAAUCCGAAGUAAUUUUCUCCGAUCGCGACCGCUGCCGUUACCUCCACCGCGAAGACGGCGGCGGAUUCGGCGGUGAGGAUCACUUAAACUUCAACUGCCGCCGCGGAAUGGCUGCGGCGCCGCGAAGUUGUAAGUAUCAUAACCGGACGGUGCGCGAGGGCGGAUGGCAAUCGAACAAGGAAAUGGCGAGCUCACUUCCGGUAGGAAUUCCGGAUAUAAUCGGCCGGAGGAUGGUGGAGGAAGACGAUGAGAUGGAUGAAGAGGAAAUGGUUCCGCCGCACGUGGUGGCGGAGAGGCGAGUGGCUAGAAAAAUGGCGUUCUCUGUUUGUACUGGUAAUGGAAGAACAUUGAAGGGACGAGACUUGAGCCGAGUACGGAAUUCAAUACUUCGGAUGACCGGAUUCUUAGAAACGUGAUCGGAAUCGGAACUACGGCGAUCGAAUUUCCGAUAUCUUACUCGAUACGCAAGUUUGGCUUUGUGUGGAAAAAGAAAAUUGAAACCAGAAAAUCAAAUCGUGAUGAACACGAAAAGGCUUCUCCGCUCUUUCCGUCCAAUUUUUUGUUAUAAUUUUGAGGAUUUAUUUUUGGUGAAACAAUCGAUUUCAUCAAAUAAUCAAUUUUGAAUUUGAA